GUAUGCGGUAUCGUUUUUCACGCAUUUUAUUGGUGUUUUAUAUUUUUCUUUUCUCUCCUGUUUUAGUUUGUUUUGGAGAAGGUAGAUUUGAUGGGAAACUCGCAGGCGAAAAAGCGUGAAGCUGAAUAUUCCGGAAAUGUUGAAGCGAGAAAUACUUCCAAAGUUCUAUCACCGCGAUUUCAACAACAAGAAGAAGCGUCUUUCAAUAUUCAUCUUCAUGGUAAGAAAAAGCUCGCUACGAAGGAGAAAUAUGCUUUAAUUCCUGAUAAUUUUACAACUCUUGAACAGGUUACAAGUGCCUUGAGGCAUGAAGGUUUAGAAUCCUCAAAUCUUAUCCUUGGAAUUGAUUUUACGAAAAGCAAUGAAUGGACUGGCAGAAGCUCGUUUAAUAAUAAAAGCCUGCAUUCUAUUGGAGGGACACCUAACCCUUAUGAGAAAGCCAUUUCGAUUAUUGGCAAGACUUUGGCUCCUUUUGAUGACGACAACUUGAUUCCUUGUCUUGGUUUUGGUGAUGCUACGACUCAUGAUAGCGAAGUGUUUAGCUUUCAUGCUGAUGAUUCUUCAUGCCAUGGAUUUGAGGAAGUUUUGGCCUGCUAUCAAAAAAUUGUUCCAAACUUGAGUCUUUCAGGACCAACUUCAUAUGCACCGGUGAUUGAGGCUGCAAUGGACAUUGUUGAGAAAACUCAUGGCCAAUUCCAUGUGUUGGUUAUUGUUGCAGAUGGCCAGGUUACAAGAUAUGGCAACAAUGAAGGUGGGAAACUUAGUCCUCAAGAAGAGAAAACAAUAAAAGCAAUCGCUGAUGCAAGUUCAUAUCCUCUUUCUAUUGUUCUGGUUGGAGUUGGUGAUGGACCUUGGGAAGAUAUGAAAAAGUUUGAUGACAAGUUACCUGCACGCGAUUUCGACAAUUUUCAGUUUGUUAACUUCACCGACAUUAUGUCUAAGAAAAUAAGCCCUUCUGCAAAAGAAGCUGCUUUUGCUCUGGCUGCUCUUAUGGAGAUACCUUUCCAAUAUAAAGCAGCUCUUGAGCUCGGAUUACUUGGUCGUGCAACGGGAAGGGCAAAGAAAAUGGUUCCAAGACCUCCUCCGGCUCCUUAUUCUCGACAUAUGCCACCAGAACAUUUUCUGAGCAGAAUGCCAACAUCAUCCAUGGAUGACCAGCGAAACCAAAUGGAAUGUGCUAUAUGUCUGACCAAUAAAAAGGAUUUGGCCUUUGGAUGUGGUCACAUGACCUGCAGAGAUUGUGGAUCAAGAUUAAGUGAUUGUCCGAUAUGCCGCCAAAGGAUCACCAAUCGCCUAAGGGUGUUUACGGGAUGACUUUAGCAUGAAAAAUCAUGUACAUUAAUUAACUGUAUCAUAUUUAUGUAUGAUAGUGGCUUUUAAGAGUGGUUAAGAAUGGCCAUGCAGCCAUGCUUUGCAUAAUAUGAUAGCUUGGAUUUGUAGGAAUGGUUUGGGAGUGAAGAAUCAUAGUAUGAAUUUGAAGAAAUUCAUAUUGAUGGCUAGCUGUAAAAUAUUGUACAUACUGCUUUAUUUGUUUCUUCUGUUAAAUUUUUACUUGUGUUUUCAAGGAUUCUACCA
Molecule: messenger RNA, 1575 nt
Organism: Medicago truncatula (barrel medic)
Lineage: Eukaryota; Viridiplantae; Streptophyta; Magnoliopsida; Fabales; Fabaceae
Product: E3 ubiquitin-protein ligase RGLG4
Exons: 11
Coding region: 91-1314 (407 amino acids)
Biological process (GO): protein ubiquitination
Cellular component (GO): nucleus
Molecular function (GO): ubiquitin-protein transferase activity
Source: RefSeq, a predicted model, not a curated record